Juglans regia (Persian walnut) is the source of this 1760-nucleotide messenger RNA. RefSeq names its product gluconokinase-like. Gene Ontology annotation, cellular component: cytoplasm. The coding region runs from base 1005 to 1514 and encodes 169 amino acids. The record is from RefSeq and is a predicted model, not a curated record. Gene Ontology annotation, molecular function: gluconokinase activity. The transcript is spliced from 4 exons. Lineage: Eukaryota; Viridiplantae; Streptophyta; Magnoliopsida; Fagales; Juglandaceae.
AUGCUCUACUCGCUUAUCCUUCUCCUUUUGCCUCCAUAAAAGAUAACAGAAGACCAGACCGAAUUCUGGGAAUUCGUUCUGGGCUAAGAUUAUUUGCUCUUUAUGUUACAGCGGUGCUGGGAAAGUAUAAUUGACGAUAAAUCUUCGUGUUAUGGUACCCGGUAUGGCAUAUAAGAAUGUUGUAGGAAAAAUGGGACUUGUUUUGUUUGAAGUUCGGGUAUUCAAGGUUUUGUCUUUGUUUUCUGCAUUAAGUUUUUUUCUUUUCUCUUUGUUCAUGUCUAAUUGGUAACUGGAUGAUUUUGAGUUCGAUCAUAUAAUUAUUUCUUAAAGUCAAAUCCUUUUUUAUGUAAGGAUUUCUUAAACUUAAUCCCUAAGUAUGGAUUCACAGGUAUUGUUUAUAAAUACACAAUCAGAUUCAAACUGGGAUUAGAAUCCGAUGUCUUCGUUUGAGAGUUGGAUCUUUUUAUAUGUGAUCUUAAUCAGAUCUGGAUCUUGAUUGCCACCUGACCCAUCUGCAGUAGCUUUAGAAAAUGAUAUUUUAAAUUGUAAGUUUUAGCUUUCGAAAUUCAGACAAAGCCUGCUUCUGCUGAAUGGCAGUUGGGAACAGUUUUACAACAUGUCAGCCUCUUUUAUUUCCCUGGACUUGAUAACUGUUAUUGUCUUCAUGACAAUGGGAACGUCAUUAAGAUUGGUUAUAAAUUAGUUAUUGCAUCAAAUUUAUAGCGGUUGGCAUGAUGUUGAUUAUAAUUUAUGUGGUAUUUCUCGAUUGUGUUUCACUAAUUUAUCAUCCUCUCGAUUCGGUGGUUGGAAAUGGGGGAGAAUGGUAAAUUCAGUACUUGCAGCUAUUGCCUGUGUUCAAAGAAAUCCAUUCUUGGCUUAAGCUUACAUACAGAUUCUGUUGAUUCUGUGCCGGCAGAAUUGCGAGCAACGUACAGUCAGUUUUCUAAACCAUGGUGAUUCAUUAAACAGUUGCAGCAAUUUUUCUAGGAAUAGUUGUUGUGAUUAUGGGUGUCAGUGGUGCUGGGAAAUCCACUAUAGGUGAGUUGCUGGCAAAAGCUAUGAAUUGCAGUUUUCAUGAUGCUGAUGAUUAUCAUCCACCAUCAAAUAAAGAAAAGAUGCAGAAAGGAAUCCCUCUUUCAGAUGAAGACAGGAUUCCUUGGCUUGAAACAUUAGGGAAUACCUUACGUGAGAGCUUAGUCAGUGAAAAAAGUGUGAUUCUCGCAUGUUCUGCUCUUCAAAGGCGAUACAGAGACAUUCUCAGAUCUGCGGACCCAAAUUAUGUGGCGGGAAGCCUUGCCGGUGUGGUAAAGUUUGUUUUGCUGGAUGCUGGGAGUGAGGUGCUCGCUGCUCGUUUAGAGAAAAGAGCUGCAGAAGGCAAGCAUUUCAUGCCGGCUGAGCUUUUGCAAUCUCAGUUAGACUUGCUUCAGAUAGAUGAAUCCGAAGGAAUAUUAAAGGUAGAUGCCACUCUCAGUCCACAGACUAUUGUAAAUAUCAUAUACACAUGGAUAUUGUAAGAAUCUGUAAGAGUCUCUCCCACAAUCCAUGGGGUCUUGUCUUUGUUCAGCAUCUGAUCCGAAAGCAUUCCCAGGAAUGAUUAUGUUAAACUGUCACCAUAUAUUUAGGAAACAAGAUGAUUAAAGUCGUGCAUUUGGUGCAUGACAGGAGAUUUUAUGAUGUUCGGAAUUUCUUUCAGAUUAUGGAACGUGAUCUGUGUUUGAUUGAUGAGAAAGUUAUGCAGGGCAGGGCAAUCUUUGUUAUCA